AUGGUAAAAGUUCACAAUUACUUGCACAAGUUCCCAAAAGCAACAGGAUGCACCAAACAUUUCUUCCAAACACUCCCAGAAUUGUCUGAGAACUUCCGUGGAUGCCGGACCUGGACAAACCCCCCCGGACAACGCCCCCCGGACACGCCCCCUAGCACAAACCCCCUCCGGACACGCCCCCAGGACACGCCCCUAGACAAUCCCCUCCGCCACGCCCCCGGGACAGCCCCUAGACAAACCCCCUCCGGACACGCCCCCAGACACCCCCUAGACAAAACCCCCUCCGACACGCCCCAGGACACCCCCCAGACAAAACCCCGCUCGACACGCCCCCCAGGAUCCCACGCCACCCUCCGGACACGGCCCCUAGACAAAAACUCCCUCCGGAGCACGCCCCCGGACACCCCCUUAAUACAAGGCCCCUCCUCGGACAACGCCCCUCCGGACACGCCCGCUAGACUAAAACCCCUCCGGACCACGCCUCCCGACACCGGCCCCUAG
Molecule: messenger RNA, 501 nt
Organism: Penaeus vannamei (Pacific white shrimp)
Lineage: Eukaryota; Metazoa; Arthropoda; Malacostraca; Decapoda; Penaeidae
Source: RefSeq, a predicted model, not a curated record